GCAACUAGAGCAGCCGUGUCUCUCAGGCUUAAGGAAGAAGGGAGCCGGCUGCUUCUGUGGAUUACAGGAACGUCAGUAAGCCGGGCUGGGCUGGAAGGAGUUUUGACUCAUCUCGUUUUCCCUUCAAUCUGUCUUGCCGCGUCUUCCAGCUCCUACUGUGUCUGUUGCUCUUCCUACUGUGUGCUGUAUCAUCUGAGAUCAUUCAGAAGAGAUGUGUGGGGUGCUAGCUGUUAGCAGCGCUGGGUACUGAGAGAGAAAGGCACAGGAGAAGAGGGGAGGAUGCCGGCCCCCCUCAGGAUGAGGAGGGGGGCCUGCAGGUCGGCUAUCCCGUCUCUCUCAACCAUCGCUGAGGAAGAGGAGGGACAGCGGAGCCGAAAGAGAAGGAGGAAAGGAGGAGGCUCUGACUACCUUCUCAGAACAGAUGAGAAGUCGUCAUGGAGUCGACCGGACUCAUCUGCUUCUGGACAGUACACCUACACCGUUCCCAGCCCUACAGAGAUUCACAUAGUUACAAGACCAGAGCCUCUCAUGCUGAAGAACGAUGAAAGGCAGAGACUCGCCCGUGAACGGAGGGAGGUGCUGGAGAAGCAGAGUGCUGCACGGGGUUCCAAGUGGUUGGAGAGAGAGGAGAAGGCCCGACAGUUUCAUGAGAGACAGCUGGAGGAGCGCAGGAAAAAGCUGGAGGAGCAGCGGGUGAAAGAGGAAAGGAGACGCGCUGCUGUGGAGGAGAAACGACGACAGAAACUAGAGGAGGAGAAGGCUCGAUAUGAGGCUGUUAUCAGGAGAACUAUGGAGAGGAGUCAGAGAGCCAGGCCGAAGUCGAACCGCUGGAGCUGGGGUGGAACGCUCUCUGCUAGCACCUCACACAACAGCGGUUUUGAUGAUUCUGCUCUCUUUUCGUUGGAUCUAGCUGGGCUGGAGCACUAUCAUGGUGUUCUGAGCUUGGCGCGUCAGCAGCAAUUUCGCUCUAAAUAUACUGACAGAAGGUCAGUCUCCACUAUGAAUCUGUCCAAACCCACAGAUCCAGUCAUUUCUAAACGCCUGUCAUCUUCCUCAGCCACCUUGCUGAAUUUACCAGAUAGAGCCUUACAGAAGCAGACAUCUCUCUCGUCGUCUUGCUUGAUUAAAAAAACGCAAUCUAAAUCCCAAAUCUGCAAAGAGAAGAUCCCUCAGGACAAACCAGCAGGUAUGCGUCGCAUGCCUCUUACCCCAUGGGAGAAUUCAGUGAUCAAUCGACUACAGACACCAACACACUCCUACCUGGCCAGGAGUCGCAGCGCCAUGUCUUUGUCUGGAGAAGCAGUGACCCCCGUUUGUCCUCGCUCAGCCUCCUGUCACCCAAUGAGCUCCAUGUCCUUCAAGUCCAUCCAGUCUCGCAGCGCUGAACGACCAAUCAAAGCAAGCCUUAAUCUUGAGAGACCCAUCAAAGCAGGGUUCGUUCCUCCAGACAGCAGCACUCGCAGAAAGACCAUCCAGAAUCUCCCGAUUGACAGGAAGGAUAAGGACAAUGUGAGAAAGUCAUGGAGUAACCUGGCAUAUCCCACUCCCAGUCUGAGUCUGUUUACGCCCAAGAGAUCUCCUUCACCUGUCGGUAAUCGCAGCAGGGUUACCAAUCCAUCCCCCAACAGGGACUCUACUACCAAACCUCCUCAGAAGACACCUAACCCCAAAAUCUCCAAGUCUCCACCUCCUCCAGCAUCAAUUCCUUUGUCUCCUAGUAACCCGUCCUUAUCGCCAGGCAAUCUCAGGCCCAACAGAGUGACAUCAGAGAGCCCAAGAGCUACCCCAGAAGGAGAGGGGGCCAAAAAGGAGGAUGCUGAACCUCCUAAAAUUGAACCAGAGGCUCCUGCAUCUAAACCAGAACCUUCUCCUGAAGAUUUGGGAAGUCCUCCAACAACACGGCCCUCUGCAGGCACAACGGAUCCUGAAGAGGCAUCACGUCUGCUGGCUGAGAAACGACGGCAGGCCAGAGAACAGAGAGAAAGAGAAGAGGAGGAGAAGAGACAGCAGGAAGAGGCUGAAAGGCGCAGCAGGGAGGAGAUGGCUCGCAGGAAGGCAGAGGAGCGAGCAAAGAGAGAGGAGGAGGCGCAGCGGCAGGCAGAAGAGAAGAAGAGACAAGAGGAGGAGGCCAAGCGUUUAGAGGAGGAGAAAGCACAGAGAGAGAGAGAGGAAGCUGAACGCCUGCAGAAACAGAAAGAGGAAGAGGAGGCUCGCCAGAAAGAAGAGGCAGAGCGUUUGCGUCUGGAGAGAGAGAAACACUUCCAGAAAGAGGAGGCUGAGAGAAUGGAGAGAAAGAAGCGCCUUGAGGAAAUUAUGAAACGCACACGCCGAUCUGAUCAGAAAACAACCCCACAGAAAAAUGGUGAUGCCAGUCAGCAGAGUGAACAGAAUUCAGCGAGUUCAGUAUCCAGCAUCCCUUCAGUGACCGUGUCGGCCCCUCAGGCUCCGGAGACUUCUGUGACAGAGCGUAGUGAUAGUAACGGACACACGGGGCCCAGCUUCAUUACACCUAUACUGCCCACAUCAGGUCACAGUGUGGCUCUCCAGCUCAAAGAAAACGGCGCUGUCACAGAGGCCUUUGAAGAGGUCAUAGAGGUUCCCAUGGGGACCAAACUGUCCCGUCAAGAUGGAGACGGAGAGGAGGUGGAAAAUGAAGAGGAGGAGAACAGAAAGGUUCCCUUAUUGGCUUUCAAAGAGAACGGCAGCAUGUAUAAUGUGAGUGGACUGGAGGAAAACCCGGCGCAGUAGAGUUCAGGUCAGUCUGGACACAACAUGGACUGGGGGUGACAUUCGAUACCCUUUUUACCUUAUUUAGAUAUUUUUGUUUUCCCAUUAUAGAUGUAUAAACAUUUAUAAUGUUGGAAACGCAACAUGCAACACAGGAAAGAAAGAAAACUGAGUCGGAGGGAGACCCCUAACUGUACGUCCCUUCAUAUGACACUUAGACACCUAAAAUGGAAAUUACAAAAUUCUCUUGGCUUCUACUUUCUGUAAUCAGCUCCUGUCUCCUCUAACUGAAGUGGUGCGCAUUAGGAACCACAUCUUCCGUCUUUUGGGGGGGACCACCAUUGUGGUGACUAAAGUCACAUCUAAUACUUGAAGAAAAGUGUUGUUGCUGUUGUGAAAUCUCCUGUGAAGUGCUAACCAUAAGGAAUGUGUGACAAGAGAAUGAUGUUUAUUGUGUUUGCAUAGAUUUAUGGCAAAACCUUGUAGUUUUGCUCUCGUUAUGCCAGCAAUUGAGUGGCUGAACUCUUAGUUUUAUAAUUACCGUUGAAAUGAAGAGAACAUAUUUUCUUCCCUCUUUGUAAAGCUUGAACAGAUUUUUGCCUCUUGAAUUAUGAAUUUUGCUAUGUUUGCAAAGACCUCGUCUCAUUCCACCCCAACGUACGGCUCUCUGCGCAGUCCGAGCGAAGCAAAGCUGUCGUCCUAAAAUUAUAUAUAUUUUUUUCUGAUAUGACUGGGUGAAUCGAACUAACUUAGGAACAUAUCCAUGAUAUAUUUAACUCAAAAUACAUGGAAAAAAAGUAUUUAUACAGUAAUUGUGAGAAAAAUGAUUAUAUAUCAUGUAGAAUGUGAAGUAAGUACAUUAUGUAAAUAGUUGUUCUACUGCCUAUAAUUAAUGCUGAUUCAAAAAAAACAAAAAAAAACAAACAAUUUUAUUACUUUUUCCAUUAGAUUUUGGGUUGAAAUGUGACCUGGAUGUGUUUUUGUGAGAUUCACCCAGUUGUUGUUUUGAGUAGCAUUAAUCACAGACAUCCAAAAGCAACUUUUGCUAUAAAAACUUAUGCAUAUAUGAAAUAUAACGUCUAUUUCAUCAGUAGAACCCAUACAAGCUAAUCGUUAAAAAUUGUUUGAACGUUAAUAAAAGAUGAACCGAAUCUCUUUAAAUUAAAAUGCUGCUACCUAUGUUUUUCCUCUGCCUUAUCAGAUGAAGUGAAGUUUUGAGGAUUUGUUUGUAGAGCUGUUGUUAAAGGGCUGAUUUUCUUUGUUUUGUUUUUGAAAGAUCCUCUUUAUCAAUAAGCUUUUAACACAUGCUGUCAGCCCUGUGAGUCCUGCUGCAUCAUAUAGCCGUUUCCAUCCAAGCCCUGUGAGACACCGCCAUCAAUAUUUAAUAGGGCUUAUGGAAAACCAAGUAUCCUAUAUAAUGUAGGACAUAUUAUAAAGCCAUUUAUCUCACAAACAGUGUACACUGUAAAAAGAAAUUAAACUAUUUGUUGAGUCAACUUAAAAUCAUUUGUUACCCUUAAGUUCAGUCAACUCAAAAAAGUUUAGUCAACUUGAAAUGUUAAGUUGUACUAAGUGAAAACUUAAAUAUUUGAGUUUACAACACUAAAAAAUUGGCUUUUUAACUUAAAAGCUGUGUUUGCUACCCGGCUGCCUUAAAAUUGUAAGUUGAAUCAACUCAAAUAUCUAAGUUGUCACUUACGUUUCAAGUUGACUAAACUUUUUUUUGAGUUGACUGAACUUACAAUUUUAAGGCAGCGUGGUAACACAUUAUUUUAAGUUGUCUCAACAAAUUGUUUUUUUACAGUGUAAGACUGUCUCUUUUUGUUGUAAUCAGUAUCAGUGGAUGGUCAAUGGACACCAUGCAAAAAAGAACCAGGGAUCAAUUACAUAUCUCAAAAUCAAGAAAUUGUAAAUCUUGAUAUGCAAACACUAAAAAACUAUAUAUAAAUAUUGCACAACAUCUGUUUGUAAAAGCGUGGGUGAAGGUUUAAAACGAGCACAACUUGUUUGUUGAGACGUCAGGGACAGAUUUCUCAGUUAAGACUUAUUAAAAGAGCACUUCUGAUAAAGCACCCAUGUGCCCUUGACCUAAGCAGCAGCACUGAGCACUACAAACUAAAAACUGAAGCGUUUUCUCCCAACCAAGUCGAUCUAUAUGCAUGUACAAAUGAUAAAUCAAUAAACUUUUUAUCUGGAAAUGA
This is a messenger RNA of Labeo rohita (rohu), 4928 nucleotides long. It is a transcript of the gene map7b, whose product is annotated as microtubule-associated protein 7b. Gene Ontology annotation, biological process: microtubule cytoskeleton organization. The coding region runs from base 280 to 2748 and encodes 822 amino acids. NCBI's taxonomy places the organism in Eukaryota, Metazoa, Chordata, Actinopteri, Cypriniformes, Cyprinidae. The record is from RefSeq and is a predicted model, not a curated record. The transcript is spliced from 19 exons. Gene Ontology annotation, cellular component: microtubule cytoskeleton.